AUGCCGUUCAAUUUACCGGGCGCGCUAGUGCCUUUCCAAAUCCUCUUCAAUCCCAGAGUAAUACUACCCAAUCUAGCCAUAAAAGAUAUUCGCCAUCUGGACUUUGCAGCUCUGAAAGAGGCAGGGUACCGAGGCAUAGUAUUCGACAAAGACAACUGCAUAACUGUGCCUCAUAAGGACAACCUGGUACCAGAAUUGACCGAAGCCUGGGAAGACUGCCGGAGGACUUUCGGAGAUGGGAAUGUGCUAAUUGUCAGCAACUCCGCUGGUUCACACUCAGACCCUGCGGGAAUCGAGGCCGAAUCGGUCAAGCGGAAUCUUCAAGUUCCAGUUCUUUUCCAUGCGACACCAAAACCCGGCUACUCUUGUGUCAAAGCCAUCCGUACUUACUUUUCCUCGCUCCGCGAUCCCGUGCGCCCAGAGCAGCUUGUCAUAGUUGGCGACCGGAUAUUCACAGACGUCGUGCUCUCGAACAGAAUCCGACUAUCGGAGCGUGGUUCUGGUUUCCUGCACAUGUGGUUCCGCUGCGCAUACGAACGAGGGGGGGCUACGGUGAAGGAAAAUUUGGACACUGCGCAUCGUAGCAUUGAUUCGGGGCCGCUGUCCGUCUGGACGACGGGCGUUUGGAAGAAAGAAGCCACUUUCAUGCGUUGGUGUGAGCGCAAAUUGGUGGAGUUCGUGCGUCGACGGACCUCACCCGAGGAGGGGCAUGAUGCCAGCAGUCCCUCUAUCUUCAUCAAAACUGUGGCGGAACAACCCGCGCUACCCGCCAGUCGUUUGCGAAAAGUCUGGCAAUUCUUGUCAAGGACAUGAGUAGGCUGGUACGUCGAGGUACUAUGCUUGUGGAGGACCACCCUGAUAUGCAGCGUCUCUGCUCAGCAUAGAUCACUUCGCAGGUGUCAUUUCUAGGCGGGCAUCAUGGGAAUAGUGCAUGUACACACAGUGUCCUUAAACCCGUGUACUUACUACGAGAUGUCCCAACCCCCAACUUCGGCAGCACACAAUCCCU
Mycena citricolor is the source of this 1009-nucleotide messenger RNA. The record is from the annotation of a GenBank genome assembly. NCBI's taxonomy places the organism in Eukaryota, Fungi, Basidiomycota, Agaricomycetes, Agaricales, Mycenaceae.